CUUAUUUUCUGUUGCACCGCCAGGAAGCAGCACGUGUCAAAAUGUACAAGGAGCAGGUGUAUUGGGACUCGCGGUAUCAGGAGGAACAGGAAGACACCGGUGGUCAUGAAUGGUUCGGGAGUUACAGUGACUUCAGCUGUUUGGUCCGGAAAGAGCUGCGGCCCGGUAGCAGUGGGCUAGUGCUGGGAUGUGGUACUAGCUCACUGAGUGUGGACCUGCAUGCGGAGGGAGUGAGCCCAGUUGUUAGCAUUGAUUACUCACCAGUAUGCAUCGCAGAGAUGGCACAGAGACACGCAGGGCGUGCAGGCAUGAGCUGGCUGGUCAUGGAUGCUAGAGAGCUUCAAUUCCCAGAUGGCAGUUUUGAUCUAGUCAUUGAGAAGGGCACGUUGGAUGCAAUGAUGGUGGAUGAAAAGGACCCCUGGAGCGUGAGCCCACAGACUAUCACCCUGGUAGAUCAAGUUCUGAGUGAGGUCAGUCGAGUGCUUUCCCCCGAUGGCAUCUUCAUUUCUGUAACAUUCUCUCAACCUCAUUUCCGUGGACGUCACUAUGCGCAGCCACAAUAUGGUUGGUCAGUGUCAUGUAACACAUAUGGUGUUGACUUCCAUUAUUUUCUUUACACAAUGAGAAAGGGAGAAGAACUUAGUCCUCGUGAUCGUGAGAGUGGACGAAGUCUUCAUGAGCCACACGUCCAGCCAGAGCUAUUGCCAACACUCUCUGACAGUGAUAAUGAGGACUUUCUCACAAACAUAUGUGUAUGAUCACUUUCUAACUUAUUAGAGAUUCAGCCACUAAGGAUGCCAAAAAAAUGCCCAAGACCAGGAGAGUAAAUCUCCUCUUCAAUAUUGUGUUCCAUUAUAUAUAUAUGCUGAGUUUUAAUAUGGCCGUAAUAAAGUUUGUUUUUUUGUUAA
This is a messenger RNA of Bombina bombina (fire-bellied toad), 908 nucleotides long. It is a transcript of the gene EEF1AKMT4, whose product is annotated as EEF1A lysine methyltransferase 4. The transcript has 3 exons. Gene Ontology annotation, molecular function: S-adenosylmethionine-dependent methyltransferase activity. Bases 42 to 758 code for a protein of 238 amino acids. NCBI's taxonomy places the organism in Eukaryota, Metazoa, Chordata, Amphibia, Anura, Bombinatoridae. The record is from RefSeq and is a predicted model, not a curated record.